GCCCCGGCCUGCUCGCGAGGACCUCGCACGGCCAAGAUGGCUGCGCCCAUGCGGCAGACUCGCUGCCUGCUCCGGUGGGUGACGACCCUGGGCCCGGGCUCCCGCGGUUACCGAGCGCCGCCGCCUCCGCGCCGCUCACGGGACCCCUGGUGGCCCGACCCGGAUGACCCAUUGACCCCGCGCUGGCAGCUGGGGCCGCGCUACGCAGCUAAGCAGUUCGCGCGGCAUGGCGCCGCCUCCGGGGUUGACCCCGGUUCUCUGUGGCCGUCGCGGCAACAGCUGCUCGAGCUGGAGGCUGAGGAGCGAGAAUGGUACCCGAGCCUGGCGGUCAUGCAGGAAUCGCUGCGGGUGCAGCAGCUGGCCGAAGAGCAGAAGCGACAAGCCAGGGAGCAGCUCAUUGAAGAGUGCAUGGCCAAGAUGCCACAGAUGAUUGAGAACUGGCGGCGGCAGCAGCAGGCACGCAGGGAGAAGGAGCAAGCAGACAAGGAGCGGAGGGCCCGGCUGCAGGCGGAGGCCCAGGAACGCCUGGGAUACCACGUGGACCCGAGGAGUGCCCGCUUCCAGGAGCUGCUGCAGGACUUGGAGAAGCAGCAUCGCAAGCGCCUCAAGGAGGAGAAACAAAGAAAGAAGAAGGAGGCACGAGCUGCUGCAAUGGCCGCUGCUGCGGCCCAGGAUCCAGCAGACUCUGAAACACCCGACUCCUGAGCUGGGUUCUUUCCCAAUAAAACUUGCCCCACCCCUGAA
This is a messenger RNA of Dama dama (fallow deer), 744 nucleotides long. It is a transcript of the gene GADD45GIP1, whose product is annotated as GADD45G interacting protein 1. NCBI's taxonomy places the organism in Eukaryota, Metazoa, Chordata, Mammalia, Artiodactyla, Cervidae. Gene Ontology annotation, cellular component: nucleus. The transcript has 2 exons. The record is from RefSeq and is a predicted model, not a curated record. Bases 37 to 705 code for a protein of 222 amino acids.